AUAUUUCUCAAUGCAUUGAAAUCAAAGUCAACUUUGUCUCCAGAAAAUUAUCUCCGAGUGACUAUUUUUCUUCUGAUAAUUUGCUAUCAAUAAAACAAAUAAAUUAUAAUAUUUGAAGUCGGAAUCGUUAAGACUCUGAUAUCCGGAUUACCCCUAGCAACAUUGAAUGGCUGGGAACUAGAGCGGCCUGUCUCGUUAAGGUUCUGUUUACACCUGAGAUUGGGACGAUUAGCCUGACAAUACCAGGUAACAGGAGACCCUAACAGCAAUAUGGCCGAUCGCCCCCAGUCUACUCAUAGCUCUAGUACACACGUGUCCACGGCAGAGUCCCAGGGACCCCCUUCCCACCAACAGUGGUCAGCCUACAGGGGCCCUGUCUUAUUCACUGGUCCGGACGGAUUGACGGACCAGCGAGUGAAGACAAGAACCGACUUCCAAAUGGUCGGCAACGGAGAUCGAUCACCGGAAGUGACAAGCCAGAUGGGAUACCUGAGUAGACCUCCGCCCGGAACUAAGUUCCCCAAGGCCAAAAACGGACAGAUCGGCGAAAUUGGCUGGCCCGUGGAAACAUUCAAAAUCGUGAAGGGGAUCUGAGAGGGAAUCAUAAGUUACAAAUUUGUGUAUUCUGUAACCUUUCGUAACCUCUCUAUAGACACUCACACGUGUUGUAGACGCUGACUUUACGCCAUUUCAGUAUUAUUUACCUAUAUCUAUUUAUCCUACCAUUUCAGUAUUCGAAUGUUAGCUCAUUUUGAUUAAUGUCACGAAAGAAGAAGAAUUCUUUUGUAUAAAGUCGUUCAGUUUUC
Molecule: messenger RNA, 806 nt
Organism: Magallana angulata
Lineage: Eukaryota; Metazoa; Mollusca; Bivalvia; Ostreida; Ostreidae
Exons: 3
Coding region: 271-594 (107 amino acids)
Source: RefSeq, a predicted model, not a curated record